AUGGCUUCUGGUACAAUCAGUGCCACGCCGCAGGCGGUGAUGGGCCACGUUACGAAGCUCAGUGAUAAUGACCCCGACUUCCGUUUCAUGGCCCUAAACGAUUUACUUCAACUUCUGAAUAUCGCUAAACCGGACUUUCUGCACCACGACUAUAACAUCGCCGCUCGUACUGUUGAUAGUCUCAUCAAGGUGUUGGACGAUCAAAAUGGUGAGGUGCAGAACCUCGCAGUGAAGUGCCUGGGCCCAUUUGUGGGCAAGAUCCCGACACCCGUUAUCGCUCCCAUGAUCGAGAAGCUCUCGUCGCUGAAGCUUAAGAACUCCGUGGACAAUGCUGUUCCUUCACUUGCACUGCGAAAUGUAAUCAUCGCUCUCCCUCGACCAGUUCCAGGCAUCCCACCAACAAACGAUGUGGGGGAAGCAUAUAGCGCCAUCAGCCGCGUGUUGAUCCCCCGGCUUAUUGGACCCGGCCCCAAAACCCAGGUUCCAAAGAACCCCAAGGUCCCUCUUCCUCCUGUCCCCGAGGGACUCCUACAAAAUGAAGGCGACCUCAACGCAGAAGCUGUCGAUGUAUUGAUUGAGGUUGUCCGAUGCUUUGGACCUAUGCUCGUCCAGGUUGAAGUAGAGGCUAUGCAAGAGGUUGUUAUUCAGCUACUUGAAAGCGAGAAAGGGACAUCAGUUGUAAAGAAGAGGGCUGUCGUGGCUAUAUCUAUGCUCGCUGUCUAUUUGUCUGACGAGCACCUGGAAGAAGUAGUCAGGCGAAUCACCCUUGGUCUAACGAAGCAAAUCAGCCCUGUUACCAGGAGGUUAUACAUCUCGAUCCUCGGUAGUAUGGCCCGGUCGAUUCCCGCACGAUUUGGACCCCAUCUUGCAAGUGCUGCACCCUUGAUCAUCAAGGCACUUAGUGAGGAAGAGCUUCAAGAACAUCUCGAUGCUCUUAGCGACGGAGACGAUCUUGGGCAAGAUUUCAACGAGGUCCGAGAAGCUGCUUUGGUAGCCCUAGAUGCCUUCUUGGCAUCAUGCCCCCAAGAGAUGCGCCCGUUCACAGAUGAAACCAUAGAAGCCUGCCUGCGAUAUCUCAAAUAUGACCCCAACUACAACGUGGAUGACGAGGACGAGGAUAUGGAGGAUGAAGAGGAAGACGAAGAAAUGGAUGAGGACGGCGAAUUCGAUGCCGAUGAUGGCUUUGAGGACGACGAUGAUGACGCUAGCUGGAAGGUUCGACGAUGCGCUGCAAAGACCAUCUACACAGUUAUCUCAACACGUGGUAGCGGUGACUUGCUUGAGAACGGUGUUCUAUACAACCAGACGGCACCUCAUCUCGUCAAACGUAUCUCUGAACGAGAGGAGAACGUUCGUCUUGAGAUCAUUUCGGCACUUUCGCUCUUGGUUCGCAAGACUGGUGAAGGACUUCCCACAACAGACCUCUCCCUAGACGAUCUUGAGCCAGAAUCCGAGACCCGCAUCCCCAUCAGCCGGAAACGAAGACGCCAGAGUAGUGGUGGAGGUGCUUCUGCGUCCCAAUUCAUGUCAGGAUCUGGAUUGGUUUCACCAGUCCUGGAGAAAAUUCCUCCUAGCGGUCCACGAGCUGACUUGGCUCGCCUUACACCGUCUAUUGUUAAGGCAAUCACCAAGCAACUCAAGGGCAAGACUAUUCCUACCAAGCAGGCAGUCAUAAAGCUUCUGGAUGACAUAGUUUCAGUUCAACACGGCGGAUUGGCUGAGUACUUUGACCAAGUCAUUGGGCCUAUAAUUGAGGCUAUCCAGCCUACUGGUGCUGUAACUGCCUCGACUCAAGUGGCGUCCCAUUCCGGCUCCUCUUCAGCGACCCCAAGCACGUUGCGAAUCACUGCUCUUAGCGUGAUCAGUGACAUUGCCAAGACUCACUCGUCAACUAUUCUACAGCCCUAUCUUACGAAGAUUGUCGAUGGUGUUGCAUCUGCUGCCAACAACCGUUUCUACAAGAUCUCAAGUGAGGCUAUCCGCACUGUUGAGGAGUUGAUCAAGACGAUUACUCCACGGUCACGUAAUGCUGCUUCCAAGUACAAGGCUGAGCUGGAAAAGCUUUAUACCGUCAUUAUAGAAAGGUCUUCCGCCCAGGAUGCCGAUGCCGAGGUUCGCCAACGCGCCAUUCAUGCAUUGGGAGUCCUUGUUUCGCGAACUUCAACCUCCGAGGGAUCUUCCCUUCUCUCUGAGGAUAAGGUAAAGACUGCUCUGGGAGUCCUCCAAGAGAGACUGAAGAAUGAGACUACUCGCCUUGCUGCUGUCCGCGCUGUGGAGAACGUUGCCCGUUAUGCCCGGACCCCUGAACAACUGGACAAGGUAUGGGUUCAGGAUGUUAGUUUGGAACUGGCAGCACAGCUACGAAAAGCAAAUCGGUCGCUCCGUGGCUCCAGUAUUAUUGCUCUUCGUAACCUUGUCUUGUCGCCCGCCACGAAGGGUCAGCUCGAACCUGACACUAUUCAAGGAAUUGUCACCGAAUUGAUGCCUAUCAUCGUUAACAGCGAUGCGCAUCUCCUUGGACCGACAUUAAUUAUCCUUGCAAGCUUGGUGCCCGAGCACCCUGAGCUGGUGGUCACUGAUGGGAUGAUCGAUGCCCUCUCGCAGCUUCUCAAGGAACAUCACGCAGGGAUCGUUCUUGACCAACUUCUUGUGCUAGUCAGCAAUAUUGGCGAGAGCGGAGUCGGCCAGGGGCUCAUGCAGGGACUUCUGAAAAACGUCAGCGUUGCAGGUGAUCCUCCUGUCGUUGGUAAAGUCAUUGGAACUCUGCUCGUUACCGGUGGAGAUUCAGUUGGUGUCAAGCUUGAUAGCUUUGUCACGGAGCUCUAUACAAGUGCGAAAACGAACGACGAAGCCCGAGUCAGUCUUGCACUGGCUGUUCUAGGUGAAGCCGGAAAGAGACUCGGAACAAGCUCGACCAUGAAGCCUGAUCUUUUCUUGGACCAGUUCCACGAGGAACCAGACAAGGUUUCUCUCUCGGCAGCCGUGGCUCUUGGCCAGGCAGGUUCCGGUAAUGUUCCGGAAUUCCUUCCCGUCAUCUUGAAGACCAUGCAGAAAGGCGGACACACUCAGUAUCUCCUUAUUCAGUCCAUCAAAGAAAUCCUGCAAUCGAUCUCUGCACAGUCUACUGACCUGCGAAACUACGCCCCAGCUAUCUGGGACGAGCUUCUCAAGGCUUCCGACAAUGCUGACAACAGAGUCGUUUGUGCUGAAUGUGUUGGACGACUUGUUACACUCGACCCUGCCGUUUUUAUUCCACGCCUUCAGGCUCUCCUAAAGGACCAGUCUUUGGGUAUUCGAGGAAUGGCCGUUCAAGCUGUUCGCUAUACCCUUCCCGAAAGUGACGAGGUUUUGGACGUGAUGCUACGGGAGGUUCUAAUUCAGAUGCUCCUGACAAUGCUACAAGACUCCGAUAUGGAUAUUCGCCGACUGGCAAUGAUCACGCUCACUACAGCUGCUCGAUCGAAGCCAGAUCUAAUCCACCCGCACUUGGGAGAACUAAUGCCAUUUGUUCUGCAAGAAUCGGUCAUUAAGAAGGAACUUGUGAAGGAAGUGAUGAUGGGUCCUUUCAAGCAUACCGUCGACGAUGGCCUUGAGGUCCGAAAGAGCGCGUAUGAGACACUGUACGCCUUGAUGGAGACUGCAUUCAGUCGCAUCAAUAACAUCGACUUUUACGAUCGUGUCGUCGCUGGUCUCAAGGAUGAUAAUGAUAUUAGGCAGCUCUGCAAUCUCAUGGUGACCAAGCUGAUCGUGAUCGACCCCGAUGAGACAACUCGACGUUUGAACUCGAUCGCUGAGGCGUACAGAACUGUCCUCUCGGUGAAGCUCAAGGAUAAUGCUGUAAAGCAGGACGUGGAGAAACAAGAGGAAGCCAACAAGAGCAUUCUUAGAGUGACUUCGCUCCUAGGAGAGAAGAUGAAGGCCAUGACUGGUAACGCCGGGGCAGCUACCAGUAACGCUGGUGCCGCCAGUACCUGGACAGGAUACUGGGAUUGGGUUAACAAGGAGUUUGAGAAGCAGUUGAAAACACUGAGGGAGGAGAACAACCAAUUGCAGACCCGGAUGGUCUAG
This is a messenger RNA of Fusarium tjaetaba, 4068 nucleotides long. RefSeq names its product Cullin-associated NEDD8-dissociated 1. Gene Ontology annotation, cellular component: nucleus. Lineage: Eukaryota; Fungi; Ascomycota; Sordariomycetes; Hypocreales; Nectriaceae. The record is from RefSeq and is a predicted model, not a curated record. The coding region runs from base 1 to 4068 and encodes 1355 amino acids. Gene Ontology annotation, biological process: protein ubiquitination; SCF complex assembly. The transcript has 4 exons.